UAUCACGUACGAUGAUAACGAUCCACCGUCGCUAUAAAUGGGCUAAGCCCCUCCGUGCGCCAUGAGAAACCCUAGCGGCGAGUCGCGGCGAGUUAGCAUUUCGUGCUCUGCUCUCGCGCUCGGCCAAGGGACUGUUUGAUACAAGAUGAAGUUCAAUAUUGCGAAUCCGACCACUGGGUGCCAGAAGAAGCUGGAAAUUGAUGACGAUCAGAAGCUCCGAGCAUUUUUUGACAAGAGGAUCUCUCAGGAAGUCAGUGGAGAUGCUCUUGGAGAGGAGUUCAAAGGUUAUGUUUUCAAAAUCAUGGGUGGUUGUGACAAGCAAGGGUUUCCCAUGAAGCAGGGAGUACUAACUCCUGGUCGUGUCCGCCUGCUGCUGCACAGGGGUACACCUUGCUUCCGUGGGUAUGGAAGGCGUAAUGGAGAGCGCAGGAGGAAGUCAGUUCGUGGUUGCAUCGUUAGCCCUGACCUCUCAGUUCUAAACUUGGUUAUUGUUAAGAAGGGUGAGAAUGAUCUUCCUGGACUAACUGAUAUUGAGAAGCCUAGAAUGAGGGGACCAAAGAGGGCCUCCAAAAUUCGCAAACUAUUCAACCUUUCCAAAGAGGAUGAUGUUCGCAAGUACGUCAAUACAUACCGCCGAACCUUCACAACAAAAUCAGGCAAGAAGUGCAGCAAGGCACCAAAGAUACAGAGGCUUGUGACUCCCUUGACUUUGCAAAGGAAGCGUGCCAGGAUUGCAGAGAAGAAGAAGAGGAUUGCCAAGGCCAAGUCAGAAGCCGCAGAGUACCAGAAGCUGCUUGCAACCAGGCUCAAGGAGCAGAGGGAGCGCAGGAGCGAGAGUUUGGCCAAGAGGAGGUCCAAGCUUUCUGCUGCCUCCAAGCCAUCCAUCGCAGCCUAGAUCAUGGUUUUCUCAAGGAACCAACCAGACAAAGAUCAGUCUUCCGACGUGAAUAUUUCCCUCGAUAUACUUUAUAUAGUUUCCUAAGCAAAUGCUAACUUAAUAGUAUAUGUAUUUGGGAGCCAGAAAGCUCCGGUCAGACAUUGUUGGUUCCCAUUCCAGGUUGUCUUCUUUGUAUUAUUAUAUUGUUGGGACCAGUGAAUUAUUGGAUGCGUCACAUGCGACUCUGUCAUCAUGCGACCACCAUAUUUUAUAUUCGUUAGUAUUUCCAUUCAAUUAUUGUAUUGUUGUGUGUAGUCACUCCAUGGCAGCCUCAUCGUUGUCUUUUCUUGGGAAAUAAAACGUCAUCCAUGGAAUUUUGCGGACCAAUGUGUUGAAUGUGAAGCGGUAGAUAUGAAAACUUAGCUUAGAUAUUUAUCGAUUGAUGUAGGCGUCUGUCGGAUUUAUGUGUGUUACAGUAACAUGAAUUACCAGUAAUGUAUAACACACGGAUACGGAUGUCUUAUCGUGUAAGGUGUAGAACAAGUCGUCUCCUUCAAAGCAUCACAUCCUUGAUCAGUCUCUCCAAGUUCACGAAAGAGGACCCACCUGGUUGUGUGGCCCUCAUGGCUUUCUCAUUCCACUCCAUUGUCUUCUUUCUCAUUUCCUUCCCCUUGUCCCCACCCAUCAACUUCCUUAUCAGUGCUUCCACUUCCUCCCUCUUUACGUCGUUGUCGAUCUCCAUGGCGAUGCCCCACUCCGUGCACGCGUACCGGCAGUUGGUCUGCUGCUCGGCGAAGAAGGGCCACGACAGCAUCGGCACCCCGCCGCUAAUGCUCUCGAUCGUCGAGUUCCAUCCGCUGUGGGUCAGGAAGCCGCCGACGGACGCGUGCGACAGCACCGCCUCCUGCGGGCACCAGCUCGCCAGCAGGCCCCUCUCCUUGGUCUCCUCCACGAACUCCUGCGGCAGCACCGCGGCGUCUCCUCUCACCAGGUCCGGCCUUAUCACCCACAGGAAGUCGUAGCCGGAGUUGGCCAGCCCCCACGCGAACUCUAGGAGUUGCGUGUUGCUCAUCACGGUGAUGCUGCCGAAGUUGACGUAGACGACCGAGCCCGGUCUCCGGCCCUCGAGCCACUCCAUGCAGCCGCUGUCUUCCUUCCACAGGUUGGAGUGGAUCGACGUCAACGGGCUGUCGGCGACUCGCUGAGAGAGCAGGGUGAGCGGGCCGACGGUGUACACCGCAGGGAGUAUCGACGCCAUGGCUUCCAGGACCGGCCGCUCCAAUUCCUCGAAGGUGUUGAGGAUGACAGCGGAGGCCAUGGAGGCUCGUUGCGCCUCGCGGGUGCAGAAGUUGAGCAUCACGUCCUUGGGGUCGGUCGUGCGGAUGAAGGAGGGGAAAUCCCUCAGCCUCAUGUUGUUGAAGCCCGGUAUCCAGUCCACCGGCAUGUCCAGAUAUCCACUCGUGAUGUCGCCUUCGUCUGCAAAGAAUCAAAAGAUGCAGAUGAACAACGAUGUCUGCGCGUCUUAUUCAAGUAGAUGCGGAGGACACCGACUGACUCACCCUUGAGAGGCGUAAGACCCCUCUCGCGGAGAUGCCGGUAGUGGAGAUACCCCAUGAAGCCGCAGGCGCUCAUGGUCCAGAACACGACCUCGGGGACGCCCAGCUCCUGAGCAGCGUCGAGAGUGAAGGUCAUGACUCCGUCGGACACGAUGCAGGACACCGGCGGCGACUCCUCGUUAAGCUGCCGGAGGACGUGGCGGAAGGGAGGGAGGGCGGUUCUGGGGAUGGCCUCGCACAGCGAAGGGAUGUCCUGCGUGGCGUCCUCGUCGGAGGGCGGGAGCCCGUCGGGGAUGGACGCGAAGCGGAAGCUUGGGAGGGCGUGGAGAGCGGAGAUGGCUCGGGAGCGGAUCAGGCGCUUGUGGUUGAAGAGGGUGUUGACGAAGGUUACGUGGAAGCCAUGGGAGUGGAGGAGCUUGGCCAGCUUCAACAUGGGGGUUAUGUGACCUUGGGCGGGGUAAGGGACGCACACCGCAUGGGGCUUCUCUGCUGGAAUCGAACCCAUCGCUUCCCCUCUUUCUCUCUCUCUCUCUCUCUCUCUCUCUCUCUCUCUCUCUAUCAACAACUACUGUUCCUCUCACACUGGCUGGCUUUGUGUGUGUUUGAAGAGUUCGUGCAGCAACACAAGGGUUUAUAUAGCCAAAGAAAAGAAAUCUAGUUGAUUAAUACAUCUGCGAAGAACUUUUGAGAA
This is a messenger RNA of Musa acuminata AAA Group (dessert banana), 3124 nucleotides long. RefSeq names its product small ribosomal subunit protein eS6-like. Gene Ontology annotation, molecular function: structural constituent of ribosome. The coding region runs from base 146 to 895 and encodes 249 amino acids. The record is from RefSeq and is a predicted model, not a curated record. Gene Ontology annotation, biological process: translation. Gene Ontology annotation, cellular component: ribosome. The transcript has 7 exons. NCBI's taxonomy places the organism in Eukaryota, Viridiplantae, Streptophyta, Magnoliopsida, Zingiberales, Musaceae.